Cordyceps fumosorosea ARSEF 2679 is the source of this 1221-nucleotide messenger RNA. RefSeq names its product Glycoside hydrolase, family 76. Gene Ontology annotation, biological process: carbohydrate metabolic process. The record is from RefSeq and is a predicted model, not a curated record. The transcript has a single exon. The coding region runs from base 1 to 1221 and encodes 406 amino acids. NCBI's taxonomy places the organism in Eukaryota, Fungi, Ascomycota, Sordariomycetes, Hypocreales, Cordycipitaceae.
AUGUUCGUGGCAAAGAUUUGGUACGCCAGCUCGGUGCUGGCGGCUCUUGUCAACGCAGCCACAGCAGCCCGCGCCUCGCCUUUGGAGAAGCGCUGGCGCGACAAGGGACAUUACGCAAACAAUACGGCCCUAGCCGCUUAUGCCCUGCAAGGAUUCUGGUAUAACCAGACAACCGGCCUCUGGGACAAUGCGUGGUGGAACAGUGGCAAUGCCUUGACAAUAUUGGCCGACUGGGCCCGACUUCGCCCUCUGGACGCCGAAAGCCUGAACAUCUCCGAUGUGAUUCACAAUACCUGGUCGCAGGCGCAGAAUGUCAACGUCUUCACCACGAAAACUCUGAUGAGCGAUGGCAUGAUUAAGACAGAGGACUGCCUCAACGGCCAGGGCCUUGCUUGUGAUGCGAAUGCUGCCGCUAUCCAGUCGCGAGCAUUCCGUGACUUCCUCAACGACUUUUACGACGACGAGGGCUGGUGGGCACUCGGCCUCAUACACGCCUAUGAUUACACCCACCGACAAGAGUAUCUCGACUCGGCCGUGCGCAUCUUCAACGACAUGCAGGGUGGCGGCAACACCACCUGCAACGGCGGCAUUUACUGGAGCAAGGAGAGAAAAUACGUCAACGCCAUCGCCAACGAGCUGUACCUGUCAGUCGCUGCAUCACUCGCCAACCGAAUCCCGAACGACAAGGCCAAGUAUACAGGCAUCGCGCAGGGCCAAUGGAGGUGGUUCGGCAACAGCAGCAUGAUCAACAGCGAUAACCUGAUCAACGACGGCCUCGAUGGUCAGUGUAAGAACAACGGCCAGAAGACGUGGACCUACAACCAAGGUGUUGUCCUGGGUGGUCUGGUGGAGCUGUACAAGGCCACCGGGAACCGUGACUACCUGAAUCGUGCAAACAGUCUUGCGUCUGCGUCCAUGAAAAAGCUGGUCAACAGCGAUGGCCUUCUGGUAGAAGGAUGCGAGGAUAACGGCGAUCACUGUGGCGCCGACGGUGCCCAGUUCAAGGGCGUCUAUGCGCGCAACUUGCGCUACCUCAACGAGGUUUCACCCAGCACAGACAUCAAGAAGUUCUUGACGUGCAACGCCGACUCCAUCUGGGAUAAAGAUCGUGAUGGGAAUAAUAGACUGGGCGUGGCGUGGGCUGGUCCGCUUUACAGCCCUAUUGGCAAUGCGCAUAGCAGCGCAAUGGACGCUCUGGUAGGCGCUGUGGCCGUCGUAUGA